AUGCACGACGACAUGGAUACCUCCCUCUCUGCGGUACCUCGUCUCAGACUCACGAGACCUCAAUCUCGGACAGACACCUACACACCUGUGGCAGGACCUUCGCGCCUCUCCCCAAACAUGAACCCAUACGAGGAGGAACAGGACGAAGAGGCCACUCCUCGAGUGCCAACAGCUUCUAUAGCACCGGAUCCUUCACAACCCUCUAAUGGAUCUCCAGGCUCAGACAGGGGAUCUUCACGUCUCCGUGCUCUUCUCGCCCGCGUUCCGAACACGAACCCAACUACUCCUCCUCGCGCGACCUCCUCACGCGUGAUUGACGUGACCACGCCCUCUGAGCCGGACUCUGAUCUUGACCCGCCAUACUCAACGACUGCCACUCCAAGUUUUGCCCGCGAGAGCCUGAGGGUUCUCUUCUCUCGCGCUUUGCGUGAGCCCGGGAACACGCCACGCCGAGAAAGUCCUCGUCAUAACAGUCUCGAUGAAAGUGAAGUCGAGACGACUCCCAGGGAAGAGACAUUUGCAUGGGAGGCAUCAGGGAAGGAUAUAAGAAGGGACUUGAGUGACGAGGAGGCGGAACGUCUUGCCAAUACCUCGAAACAAUCAGACGAGACCCUUCGAUUGUCACCUGCCGCGGCCACGUACGAUGCGUUGCGAGAGCGGUUGGUCAGGUCACGCACGGUAUUCCCCUCACCUCCCCCUGCGCAGAUGGUAACGGAGAUGUCCAUGCCUCCAACGGACACGGAAACGAACACGACGGAGGCCAAUGAGCGGGAAGAGGUGCCACUCCCAGCAGCCACGCCGAUGCGCACGCUGCAGAUGUCAGAUCUGGAGGCUGAUACAAACCUGUUGGAUGGAGACACAGAAAUGCAAAAGGAGCUAGGAGCGGUUGGAAGUUCUGACAAUGAGAUGUCAGUGCCUGCGCGUCCUCCAUCGUUUCCUCCGCCGCGGCCGAAGACUUUUACGUCUCCCGCUCGAUCUGCCUCCUGGGAGUCUCACUCUAAAUCGCAUCAUGCACAUGGGAUUCCUCUAACACGCCCUACUGUUGAAAUCCCUCCGCUGAGGCGUCUGUCCCACGGAGGUGAUGAACAGAUCGUGAACGUGGUUGGAACCAUCCUCAAGCGAAGUCACCUGCGACAACAGGCAAGUAAGGCAUUCUUCAGUGCUGCGUAG
Laetiporus sulphureus 93-53 is the source of this 1170-nucleotide messenger RNA. RefSeq lists its product as uncharacterized. Bases 1 to 1170 code for a protein of 389 amino acids. The record is from RefSeq and is a predicted model, not a curated record. Lineage: Eukaryota; Fungi; Basidiomycota; Agaricomycetes; Polyporales; Laetiporaceae. The transcript has 7 exons.